CCCCACUUCGAAAUAUAUCAGUAUUUCAAGAACCCUUCAAUAUGUACAAGAUUGCCUGUUUCUUGCUCGUCGCCCUCUUCGGAGUGGUUCUCUGUGUUCCCUCUCAAUACGAUUUCAACCAAAAGUGGGUGACUGGAAAUCUCUCAUAUCCGCUUCCCAGUAAUCCUCUCGUAGGUGGACUCGAUCCUUCUGGCUACAAGAUCUAUGUGGGUCGUGUUAACUUCACCGCCACAGUUGUGCCAGUGAAUGUGGUGGCUGAGACAGGGAUUGCGAGUGGCAACACCAACAAUGUUCCAUUCCAAACCAGGAACUAUCAUCUGUUGACCACCAAAGAUGACCUGGACUAUCAAUGGAUUCGCAGUUAUGAUGGACAUCUGGAAGAUUAUGCUGUUACUGUGGGAACUUCUUCGUGGAACGAAAUGGUUUACAUUUGCCGCGCCAAGUCGGAUGGAGGAAUCAUCAUUGGAUCUUUGUUCUUAACGACAAAGAGAUGUCUGCUUACAGCUUUUGGAUACGAGUAUAUUCAUGCUGUCGAAAAGUACGAAGUUUUGGUGGCUGUUCCCAAAAAUGAAACCUCUUAUUAGGCAGAGACUAAUAAAAGACGUUGUGCAUUUAAAAAAAUUAUAGAAAAUUAGGCAAAUAAAUUAUAUUGCAUUAGAA
Messenger RNA from Drosophila sulfurigaster albostrigata, 660 nucleotides. RefSeq lists its product as uncharacterized. The transcript has 2 exons. Lineage: Eukaryota; Metazoa; Arthropoda; Insecta; Diptera; Drosophilidae. Bases 42 to 584 code for a protein of 180 amino acids. The record is from RefSeq and is a predicted model, not a curated record.